Messenger RNA from Choloepus didactylus (southern two-toed sloth), 3418 nucleotides. RefSeq names its product death effector domain containing (gene DEDD). The transcript is spliced from 5 exons. The record is from RefSeq and is a predicted model, not a curated record. Gene Ontology annotation, biological process: extrinsic apoptotic signaling pathway via death domain receptors; apoptotic process; regulation of apoptotic process. The coding region runs from base 1278 to 2234 and encodes 318 amino acids. Gene Ontology annotation, molecular function: DNA binding; protein binding. Lineage: Eukaryota; Metazoa; Chordata; Mammalia; Pilosa; Megalonychidae. Gene Ontology annotation, cellular component: nucleolus.
GUGUGACGGGGUAGUAGAGAAAGUGAGAGGAAAGUUCGGGAGGAAGGGAAACGGGAUGGGAGACAGGGCAGUGGUAGCUGCACGGGUGAUAGAGGUUCAGGGGUUUCCCUUUCCCCUGUGGGAAGGAGCAGAGAGCAGAGUUAAGCACCAUCAGUUGCAGCCAAUUCUAACUGCCAGGCCCUUAGCUUUUAAUGUGGUGGGAAGGGCAGAAGAGAAUCAUCAUGUGAGUUUGGAGAAUAGGGGUCGGAUGAGGGUUCAACUGGAUUUGCUUACCAAAGGCUCCCUAGUUUACUGCUCCCUUGUUUUUGCUGCUUACAAUAAGAGGGAAAAAUGAGGAAGCUGGUGUCUUCCAAGUGUGGAAGGAAUAAAGGACUUUUCUGGUUUUUAGCAAUUAGUAAUGCAAGACUGGGGAAACAGCCAUGGCUACGUUGGAGCCCUAUAUGCUAAGCUGGAGCUCUGGAAAGUAUUAGGAAGGGAACAGAAAAGACAGGAUGGCAACUAGGCAGCCAGGCUAAUUAAGUGAAUGUUGUAGUUUCCAGACUCGUCUUUUACUGUUUAAGUGCUAGGAGGGAGGGGUCAAUAUGCAUCUAUAGAAAAAUGUUCCCUAGUGAAAUGUGGAUGUAUGAGUAGAUGCUUCUCCAGUGGAUAUUUUGUUCUCACUAUGGAAUAGGUAAGGGAAAGAGUGAAGGUAGAAUGUGGAGUUUAAUUCUGGUCUAAUAAGUGAAGUGAUGGGAAGAACCAUUCCUGUUUUGACUGUAACCACUUUUCUCCCAGUCGUUUGGAAGAUUGAAGCCAAUAUUCAUAAUAUAACAAAAUAGUUGGGUCUCAUAAAGAAUUGACGAAGGUGAGAAGGUGUCAGAGGGUAAUUUGUUUCACCAGAAGUUGUUGAAUUUGGGUCCUUCUGGCCAUGAGCCAUUGAGAUUGGACAUUCUUGGAGUUGGUAUUUUGUGAAUUGACUAAUAGUGAGUUGGAGAAUACUGGGGCCUUUGUUUGGGGUGAGUUCUCUCAUGUAGCUUUGAGUGGAUCAUUUCAAUCGAAAUGACUUUAUGGCUGACUGUGUUUUUGCAGCUGAGAUGGACUAACUCUUUGGGCCGUUGAGGUUUCAAAAUAAAGCUUGAAGAUUGACUUUUCCCCCUCUUAUUAUUUUUUUGUUUGUUUUGCUGCUGGAUUUGAACCUUGUGCUAGGAAGAGACCUGGGAAGUUAAGUUCCUUGCAGAGUGGGGACUACAGCUACUGAGCAGGGAUUCUGGAAAGCUUUGUGCACCUGAGCCCCCAGCAUGGCGGGCCUAAAGCGGCAGGCAAGCCAGGUGUGGCCAGAAGAGCAUGGUGAGCAGGAGCAUGGACUGUAUAGCCUGCACCGCAUGUUUGACAUCGUGGGUACCCACCUGACACACAGAGAUGUGCGUGUUCUUUCCUUCCUCUUUGUUGAUGUCAUUGAUGAUCACGAGCGUGGCCUCAUCCGAAAUGGACGUGAUUUCUUGUUGGCACUGGAGCGCCAGGGUCGCUGUGAUGAGAGUAACUUUCGCCAGGUGCUGCAGCUGCUGCGCAUCAUCACUCGCCAUGACCUGCUGCCCUACGUCACCCUCAAGAGGAGGCAGGCUGUGUGCCCUGAUCUUGUAGACAAGUAUCUGGAGGAGACAUCAAUUCGCUAUGUGACUCCCAGAGCCCUCAGUGAUCCAGAACCAAGGCCCCCCCAACCCCCUAAAACAGUGCCUCCCCACUAUCCUGUGGUGUGCUGCCCUACUUCGGGCCCUCAGAUGUGUAGCAAGCGGCCAGCCAGAGGGAGAGCCAUGCUUGGGAGCCAGAGAAAACGCCGGAAGUCAGUGACACCGGAUCCUAAGGAAAAGCAGACAUGUGAUAUCAGACUGCGAGUUCGGGCUGAAUACUGCCAGCAUGAGACUGCUCUGCAGGGCAACGUCUUCUCUAACAAGCAGGACCCACUUGAGCGCCAGUUUGAGCGCUUUAACCAGGCCAACACCAUUCUCAAGUCCCGGGACCUGGGCUCCAUCAUCUGUGACAUCAAGUUUUCUGAGCUCACCUACCUCGACGCAUUCUGGCGCGACUAUAUCAAUGGCUCAUUAUUAGAAGCACUUAAAGGUGUCUUCAUCACAGACUCCCUCAAGCAGGCCGUGGGCCACGAGGCCAUCAAGCUGCUAGUGAAUGUGGACGAGGAGGACUAUGAGCUGGGCCGACAGAAACUCCUGAGGAACUUGAUGCUGCAAGCAUUGCCCUGACCUUUCCCUGUCUCACCUCUUUGGGGACUGUUCCCACCCACCUCUGGAGCUUACAUACUGUUGUGGGGUUUGUUCUCUACCCUUCCAAUCACACCCCCUGCCUUUUUUUUUUUUUAAGGUAAAAGACAAAGGAAAGUGGAAUUGGUAUCCCUACCCCUCCCUGCACCCAUGUGCUUGGGCUUCCCCUUUGUUUCCCUUUUCCCAGUUACCCCCAAUGUGUGUCUCUACAGCCACCUUACCACUGAGCCGUAAGACAAUUGCGUAGGGAGAAGCAAAGUCUAUAGAACAUAGUCUUUGUAAGGGAUUGAAGUGAACACUGCUUUUGGGUGCAUUGAGGGGUUAUCAAUACUUCUGGCUUUAUGAGGGCUCUUAAAUUUUGUCUGCAAAACCAAAGGGCUGUGAGUAAGGGAGCUGUGUGGAAGGUGGGUCUCUGAAGUGUAUUUUGGAAAUUAAUCACCACCCUCUCCUAAAUUACAGAAUUUUUAAAAAACAAAGAAGCUGUCGCCCUUUCCACUGUCUCCUGGCCUCUGGUGCUCCUCCUCUGCCUCCUUUCCUCCAUUCAUGGCUUCAAACCUCUGCCUGCUGUGGCUCCUUCCUUUUUCCCCUUUAUAAAGUCCUCUUCAAGAAAGUAAUAGAUAAGAGAACUGGGUCAGCCUAGUCAUUCCUCCCAGCUGUGGUGUGUGUGUGUGUACAGACAUACACAGGAUAGAUGGAGAAGAGAUUGCCGAUUAGAAAAAGUACACUCCCCCUGAAAAGGGGAAGGGGGAGUGUGACAUUUUCCUCCCAUGUUCAAGUGGAAAUAAAUAAUGUACCCUGCAGCCCUUUUCCCCUUUGCUUUCUUCUGGCUUGGACAAAGGGCAUUAUAGGUGAAAGUGAAGUAAUUCAGUACCAACUUCUUUCUUUUUUUACUUCCCCAUACUCUUCCCCUAACCCCUUGGGAUUGGGGCUGGGACAAGCACUGAGUGUUGCACUUUUAUUUAGGUAGGGAGGUAUGUUGAAUGAGCCAGGAAGCCUAGAACUGGAGCCAAGUCCAGCAGGUACAAUACCACUUCUCUUUGCAAUUUCCAAAGGAGAUGUCCAAACACAGAUUUUAUGAUUAUUAUAUUUUUUUCAAUGGCAGUGCUGCUCAGACCUUAGAGUAACUCCAGUUUUCAUGAAAUAAACAGUGGCUAUAUAAAAUUCCA